Molecule: messenger RNA, 306 nt
Organism: Lactuca virosa
Lineage: Eukaryota; Viridiplantae; Streptophyta; Magnoliopsida; Asterales; Asteraceae
Source: the annotation of a GenBank genome assembly
AUGCAAAGCUGUAUUACCGAUGUUACAUGCAUGCUCUCGGAUAUCCUUGAGACCAGGGACUCAAUGCUCACCAUCACAAUACGGAAGCAUCUACAUGAGAAGGUGAGACCAGUUUUUUUCAUGCUUCACAGGCUAGAAAGUGUUUCAGAUCAAAUCUUUAAUCAGAAACAAGAGGGAGAAGGUGUGUCUGGUGUGUCAAGAAAAGAAGAUCCCAAAGCUCCAGUUAAACUUGUUGCUCCAGUAAACCUGUUGUCAAGCAAGAACCUAAGGGCAAGGAAAAAUUGUUCAGUGAAGAGCCCAUCGUAG